AUGUCGUCGUCAAGACUUAGCAUAGACAGCCCGCUCGCCCGACUGCCAAACGAAAUCCAACAAGAAGUCGCCAACUACGCUUCCGUUCCUGAAGCAACCAUGGUCACCCAGAUGGACAUAGAUGCGUCCAAGGACCCCUCGACUCCACCCGCCGAUGGCUCAUCUCCCUUCCUAGACUUACCUCGCGAGUUGCGCCGCGCCAUAUUCGCUUACAUUUUGCCGCCCAAAGAUAAGGUUAUCGAGCCAUACCUCAAGACAGCCAGUCUGCCUCAAGCUGCAACGCCUGUUAUACCUCUCAUACCUGCCGCACCUGUCGCACCUGUCGCACCUGCCGCACAUGUUGCGCCUGUUGCGCCUGUCAUGCACGUCGUGCCCACUAUUCCCCUCACUCUUGCAGCUCUGAAUCAAAUCGUGACGGCUACCCAGAACGCUCAAGCUGUAGCAGCUCAUGCUUUGGCGACUCAGGUGGCUCGGAGGCGAACUGUCGCCGCGAGACGAAAGACAAUCAAGGCCAAACAAGAAGAGAAGCGCUCCACUCUGGCUGUGGGAGAUGCUCUGGUUCUUUGUAAGCAAGUUACUGCAGAAAUCCUAGCCACCCUAUAUGAAGAGCACACAUUCGCCGUCAACGUAUAUGAAGGCAUCUCGGAUGGCGGCAUCGAGUUUCUUAACUCGGGUCGCCAGCGACUUCAGUACCGUGAGCACUUCACUCAGGUGCGUUUCAAGCGCUUCGAGGGUCCCGACGAUCCAUUUGGCUUUGCACGCAUCAAACGCCUUCUGAUUCGGGUUUAUCCAGCAACCGAAGCAGCCUCGGAGCACAAGAACAGUCGUCACGAUGCCAUGCACACGCACUUCAUGAUUCGCGCCCUCGUCAAACUCCUCAAGCAUGAUGACAAGUUUGGCCUGACACGCCUGCAAGUCCGCUUUGUUGAGCCUCAAAACACUCUCUGGAGACCCAAACCCUGGCAAAACACAUCGAACUUGUCCCUUCGCAGCUCCUCGAUCCAUGGCAUACCGGCCGUAGAAGUCAUCCUACGAGGCCUGUUCGAGCUGCGCCAAGUUCAUACUGCAGUCUGCGAACUCCCUCCUGGCUUGUACCGAGACCAUGCUCUGAGCGACUUUGUCGACCGCCUACAAAACACCAUUACUGGCAGGCUUCAACCUGGCACUAUGGAUGAUGAGAUUGCCGCCAAGAUUGAGGGCGCAAGAGACAUGCUUGACGACUGGAUCCAUACCACCAUGUUUGGCACCAAGGCCUCAAAAGCCAUGCCUACAGAUCUUGAAGACUUUGACUUUGACGACGUACAAGAUGUCGAUGAUUUUGACUACUACCCGGACCAAGACGAUUUCUUUGAGCUGCGCGCUCCUUCCAACCAUAUAUCAGAGGAGUUUACAGCUGGUGAUUAUUGCUCGCAUAGGCUCCGUGACGCUUACGAGGAACGUGUCGUGAAUUCUGAUGACAGAGAUGAUGAGAGUCACGGAACCCGACCUCGUGCUGCCGCCACCAACAGACUAUCGCGAGUGGCCAGGAGUAAUCCCAACAACGACAGACCCGCUCGUACUCACUCGACAAGGCGCUCAAUACGUGACUCGCCGCUGAACUCUUCCAGUCGUGAAUCUAGCGGAGGAGCCUCACUUCUGGGGAUGAUAUCCAUCAAUGACAACUCCUGGUCUGACUUUGUUCCAUUGUUUGAAACCGAUGAAGACCCGACUGAGCAUCACAGAAAUGCUCAAGCCGCUGGUAAUAGCACUCAGUUUGCUGUCCAACCUCCAAACUCAAGGCCAGAACUAUCUAGAAGCAUCACCGUGCUGGAAGAGAAUGAAGAGGGCGAGUUCGAAUCAAAGCCCAACUCUCCAGCACAAGCCUUUUGGAAUUCACAGAUCGGAACAAUGGGAAGAUUGGGAUGA
Aureobasidium uvarum is the source of this 1905-nucleotide messenger RNA. NCBI's taxonomy places the organism in Eukaryota, Fungi, Ascomycota, Dothideomycetes, Dothideales, Saccotheciaceae. The record is from the annotation of a GenBank genome assembly.